Molecule: messenger RNA, 1209 nt
Organism: Eimeria necatrix
Lineage: Eukaryota; Apicomplexa; Conoidasida; Eucoccidiorida; Eimeriidae
Exons: 8
Coding region: 1-1209 (402 amino acids)
Biological process (GO): cell redox homeostasis; cellular response to oxidative stress; glutathione metabolic process
Cellular component (GO): cytosol; mitochondrion
Molecular function (GO): glutathione-disulfide reductase (NADPH) activity; flavin adenine dinucleotide binding
Source: RefSeq, a predicted model, not a curated record
AUGGGCUCAACUGAGAAAUUUGACUACGACUAUAUUGUGAUUGGGGGGGGUUCCGGGGGUUUGGCGAGCGGGAAGCAAGCAGCAGCACUGGGGGCUAGGGUUUUGCUGCUGGACUUCGUAAAACCCUCAAUUAGAGGGUUUCCCGAAACCCAAGACUCGCCCUGCGACUGGCAAACCCUCGUCGAGAGAGUGCAGUCUUACAUAAAGCAGCUGAACUUCAGCUACCGCGUGGGCCUGCAGAAUGCGGGGUGUACGUACACCCGAGCUCUGGGGCGGGUUGUGGGGCCCCACACGGUGGAGUUUGAAGAAAAGGGAGUUGUGAGUUUGCUGCUGCCAAACUUAAUUAAUAUAAUCCGCAGCAGCAGCAGCAGCAGCAGCAGAAGCAGCAGCAGCAGCAGCAGAAGCAGCAGCAGGAGCAGCAGAAGCAGCAGCAGAAGCAGCAGAAGCAGCAGCAGAAGCAGAAGCAGAAGCAGCAGCGAAAGCAGCACGAAAAGAAAGCAGCAGCAGCAGCAGCAACAGCAGCAGCAGCAGCAGCAGCAGCAGCAGCAGCAGCAGCAGCAGCAGCAGCAGCAGGCGUUUAAAAAAGAAGUUUCCGGAAAACACCUGCUGCUGGCCGUCGGCGGCCGCCCCCACGUGCCCCCGGAGGUCCCCGGCGCCCGCGAGUUUUGCGUCACUUCCGACGAGAUCUUCAGUUUGAAAAACAGUCCCGGAAAAACACUUAUUGUGGGGGGCAGUUACAUAGCGCUGGAGUGUGCGGGUUUUCUGCAGCAGUUGGGUUACGAGGCGACGGUGGCGGUGCGGUCGGUGGUGCUGCGGGGCUUCGACCGGCAGUGCGCGGCGAAGGUGCAGCAGAACCUGGAGGAGAUCGGAGUCGAAUUUCUGGAAGGAUUUGUGGUCGAAAAGAUCGAAAAAGUGCCAAUUGAAGCUCCGGAGGAGACGCAGGAGGCUCCGGGGACUCCGGAGACCCUCACAGAUGCAAAGAGCGCGAAAAAUGACCCCCAAAAACUUUUUGUUUUUCUCAAAAACUCCCAAAAUAAAAAAACCCUCAAACGCAGCUUCGACACUGUCCUCUACGCCACCGGCAGAGACGCGGACACCUCACUCCUCAAUUUGGAAUCCUUGGGAAUAGAAACUGGCGAGAAGGGAAAAAUCAUUUGCGACAAAUUCGCCGCCACAAAAGUGCCAUCUAUAUUUGCAGUUGGUAAAUAA